Messenger RNA from Pomacea canaliculata, 1940 nucleotides. RefSeq lists its product as uncharacterized. The coding region runs from base 624 to 1658 and encodes 344 amino acids. NCBI's taxonomy places the organism in Eukaryota, Metazoa, Mollusca, Gastropoda, Architaenioglossa, Ampullariidae. The transcript is spliced from 6 exons. The record is from RefSeq and is a predicted model, not a curated record.
UAAUGGCGGAGAACGUAGCCGCUGCAAUAAAAUCCACAGAAACAGCAAGCAAAGAAGUCACAAGCAGUAAAAACAACAACAAAUGAAAGACUAAGACAAACAAAUACAACAUGUAGCUACAAGAAAUCUAUGGAUACGGAAAAGCAAAGACCUUGCACAAGAAAGCAGAGAAAUCGCGGGACAACCAAGCAACUCAGCCUGUCAGGCGCAGCCUCGUUUCCAAGAUAGUCUUGACUUUAAUAACAUUACAUAAUAGAUAUCAGUCGCCAUCUUCAACAAAUUUUAUUGUAUUCUGUAUUAUAAUUGUUAAAAGAUCAUAAUCAUUUAUAACAGAUGCAUGAUGCACUGGAACAACCAGCACCUCGUGUCAGGAGACAAAGUAGCGGCCUUUGAUUAUUCUUCCCUCCACACGGAACUUCUCUGUAUGUAAAUUAAAGAUUCCAAUGCACUGGUGUAACUACCACAUCGUGCGACGACUCCCCUAGAGAACCAAUAUUUUAUCGGCUUUGUUGUCUUGACAGGGAACGUGUGUGUAUAACUACCACCUUGCUUGAAGCCAGAGUUCAAACCUCUGGCCUGCAGUCUUCUGUCUCCUCCACCUGGCGCCGCGUGCCUCACCAGCCAUGUUCAGCCACCUGCUCUUACUGUUGUGUUUGAUAACCGGAAGUCUGGGUUCUGUCCCGUGUCUGUGUGAAAAUCAAGACCUCGAGGUACAUCGAGAUUCUACCGCUAUUCUAAAGUGUGGUUGCCUAAGCAAAGAGAACAGCAUAGUCUGGAAUAUAAAUGGAAAGCGUGCCACACGGUGUCCAUCAUUUUCAAACGAAGCAAAGCAAGAAAUGUGCACAACUUUAACUGAUGACUACAAUAUUUCAGCGAAAAGAACAUCUGCAUCAUCAAGUGUGCUCACAGUCAGUUCCGGUUCUGUAUCUGACCUGAACAACGUGAGCUGUGCAGUCCCGGAAACUGAAGAAGAAACAACUUGCAAAGUGGACCUGAUAUACCCCGCUAACGAGUCGUCCUGCCAUGUGAAGGUGGACACAGGUAGAGACACAGGUGGAGACACAGGUACAGACACAGUGUCAGCUCAUUGCAGCAUCACCAAGGCGUAUUCAGCUAAUGGACGAUACAGGUGUGACCUGUAUCAGGUCCUGCAGAAUGAAACGAAAUCACAGCUUCUUAGUACAACCACAAUAAAGACAUUGUCGGGAGACAGCGAGGGCGACAUGAGAGGAGAAUGCUCUAUCACGGCACGAGUUCUGAGGGGAGGAGAGCUUAAGAUGCUAAUCACCCCAGGAGGGGUGGAAAUCAAUUUAAAUAGAAACGACGACCCCAAGGACAUUUCCACCACAUUUCCACAAGGACAUUUCCAUCCAGGGCACAUAGGUCUCCCCACAGACCUCCCUGACAAAGACAGUACGGUGCCUCUAGAGCUGACCACUGACCACGUGACGACCUCAGGCGGUGCUACAACAACAAGCCCACCUGAUGUCGCUGACUGUGCUACCACGUGCACACGUAACGUCGGUGGGUGGUUCGCAGGGGGAGUCUGUUUAGGACUCCUCAUUGCGACAGUGGCGAUCCUCUGCUUGAGAGGAAGGUGGAAGGUACACCCCGAGGUAGCCAACGCUAGACCACAAGGAGAUUCUCAGAGUCCGUAGUUCAACGCUUUGCCUGCUUACCCCGGGUGCUGAAUAAUUAAUUGUUCGCAAAGCCACUGCGAGAUGAAGUUGUUGGAUACGCCUUUGACACGCUUUUGCGAAGUGAUGUGUAACUUCAAACGAUCGAACUAUAGUAUUCAGCGAUCGAGGGGUCAAGGUAAAGUUCACGUUUAAAACAAAGGAAAAGUAAAGGACUGAUGUUGUGAGGUGACAUUUUUAGUAUAGCAAUGCACUAACUGAAACUUAAAAUGUAUCAUACGUUUCUCAUAUAGGCCUAGAUGU